AUGAAGACUGAGCAACUGGGAAAAAUUACAUGUAAAAAGCAAGAAAGUUUCCGUGGAAUACCUAUUACCAGUGCAUCCUAUUUUGCCACCAUGACGCUUGACCAAGUUCGGCACGUGUUUCGCUCUGACACGGAAGUGCCCAUACCUUUGAUUGAAGAGAGACAUCGGGUGCUGAAUGAAAGCGGAACGGUUUUGUUGGAGAAGUUCGGAGGCUCUUUCCUCAGCUGUGUUAAAAUGAGUGAGAAAAGUGCUCAGAAACUGCUACGCCUAAUACUGGAAAAUUUUCCUUCUUACAGAGAUGAAGCUGUAUUUGAGGAAAAAAAAGUGUCUUUUUACAAACGGGCACAAAUACUUGUGGCUGAUACGUGGAGUGUGUUAGAAGGCAAAGGAGAUGGCUUUUUUGAUGACAUUUCUAGUCUGACUAUAUUUGCUGACUACAGAAUUCCUCAAGUUCUUGUUCACUUAAAAGCAAUGAAGUAUUCUGAAGAACUAAUGAAGAAACUGCGUGAAGGCAACAAGGACUGCUUUACAUAG
Messenger RNA from Opisthocomus hoazin, 534 nucleotides. The record is from RefSeq and is a predicted model, not a curated record. NCBI's taxonomy places the organism in Eukaryota, Metazoa, Chordata, Aves, Opisthocomiformes, Opisthocomidae.